Rhizoctonia solani is the source of this 1332-nucleotide messenger RNA. Its product is annotated as Cellulase (glycosyl hydrolase family 5 protein). Lineage: Eukaryota; Fungi; Basidiomycota; Agaricomycetes; Cantharellales; Ceratobasidiaceae. Gene Ontology annotation, cellular component: extracellular region. The coding region runs from base 1 to 1332 and encodes 443 amino acids. Gene Ontology annotation, biological process: carbohydrate metabolic process. Gene Ontology annotation, molecular function: hydrolase activity, hydrolyzing O-glycosyl compounds; cellulose binding. The record is from RefSeq and is a predicted model, not a curated record. The transcript is spliced from 19 exons.
AUGAAGUACGCGCUAACUACUGCUACCCUCGCUGCAACUAUCGGUACCGUUGUUGCUGUCGCUGAAUGGGGCCAAUGCGGUGGAAUCAACUAUAGUGGGCCUACCACUUGUGAUGCCGGCCUCAGCUGUGUCAAGCAAAAUGAAUAUUACUCCCAAUGCUUGAAAGCAACUACUACCACCGGUCCUACAACCACUUCUCGACCCAUCACUACAACCACUACCGCUCCUGUAACCUCAACCACUAGCACCACGCCCCCUCCUGCUAGCACGGGUUACGUCAAGGUCUCGGGACAGAAGUUUACCCUCAAUGGUGCAACAUUCACGGUAGUCGGCUCAAAUGCAUACUGGAUUCCUCAGCUGUCCAACCCCGCGGAUAUCACCACCGCAUUCAGCGAUCUCAAAAAAGCAGGCUUCACCGCACUCCGUACCUGGGGGUUCAAUGAGGUUACAAGCCCCAGUGGGACAUACUACCAAUUGUGGAAUGGCGCCACUUCGACUAUUAACACGGGUGCUGAUGGUCUUGCGAGAUUCGAUCAAGUUGUUGCAGGCGCCAAGGCUGCGGGCAUCCGUCUAAUUGUCGCAUUGACUAACAAUUGGUCGGAUUACGGCGGAAUGGAUGUUUACGUCAAACAAAUCCUCGGCUCGAACAACCACGAUCUCUUCUAUACUGAUGCAACCGUCAAGGCAGCUUUCAAGAAGUAUAUUGAUGCCUUCGUUGGGCGGUACAAGAACGAGCCCACUAUCAUGGCCUGCCCCGCUGCCGAGGAAGCAGUGGAACCUCGACUGGAACUUGCACACCUGCGGCAAGUAUCUAAUACUAUUACCGCCUGGGCCAAGGAAUUCUCUGCAUAUAUCAAGUCUAUCGCUCCCAACCAACUCGUGGGUCUUGGUGAUGAGGGUUUCUUUAACCGACCCGGCCACCCCAGUUACCCUUACCAAGGUGGAGAGGGUAUCGACUUUGACGCAAACUUGCAAAUAUCUACACUUGAUUUUGGUACUGCCCAUGCUUACCCCGAACACUGGGGAGAGGCGAACAACAUCACUCUUUGGGGUGUUCAAUGGAUUAGGGACCAUGCUGCUUCGCAAAAGGCGGCCAACAAGCCUGUCAUUCUUGAAGAAUUCGGAGUUACUGAGCAAUAUGGGAGAUUGAACAUCUAUCCUGUGUGGUGGAAAGAAAUCAUUUCCAGUGGGCUCGCAGGAGACCUCAUCUGGCAAGCUGGAAGCGCUUUGUCUUAUGGGAACGCUCACGAUGAUGGUUACACUAUUUUCCCUGGAGAGGCAGAAUACACUCUACAGACCCAAUAUGCUGCGGAGCUCAAGGCUCGUGGUUAA